GUUUCUUCCGUCGGCGAUCGUGUCUAAAAAUUGACACGACAAAAAUAGACGUGGUCAUCACCGACACAGCCACUGCUUGUUCCUCAAAUACCUCCACGACAACCUGUGCUGGCACACCGACCCCACUUCACCAAGCCAUGAACUCACCAAAAAAUUCUCCUGGCGCGUACCCUAUCCGUCGUCGCCGCCUCGUCAUCUUCCUCGCCAUCCUGACCGUCUUCGUCCUCUACUUCCGUUCAUCUCUGUCCUUACCCGAGUCCCUCAAGGACGUGGGUGAUUCCGUCCUUUCGCGAGCAUCGGUCGCCAAGCUGGCCUUGACAAAACAACGUAAACGUCCAGUGGACGAGAUAUACGGGCUGAUACAUCUGGUGACGGGCGACGCCGAGCAUGAGCAUAUCCUCAGUCACAGCAUGACGAUGCUCGACCCGACGAAGCCGCUUGAUAUGCGUAUCUAUGCUGCAGAUGAGGGUGAUGACGUCGAUUGGGAAGCGGAAAGGAAGGCGUUGGAUAAACAGUUCCCGGUGGUCGUGUUCAGUAAGAGCUACUGCCAAUUCUCAAAGCGAGCCAAGACGCUAUUAGAGUCGUACGACCUUGAUCCACCCAUGAAGGUCAUCGAGGUUGAUUUGAGAGACGACUCGAUCCAAUUGAAAUCGCUUCUCACGCGUCUGACAUCUCAUAGUACGUUCCCCAACGUUAUUGUCCGAGGGAAUUCUAUCGGAGGUAGUGAUGAUUUGGCAAAGCUGCAUGCCGAGGGUAAAUUGAAGGGCAUACUCGAGGGUGCCGGAGUAAAAGUGAGGGGGUAA
Desarmillaria tabescens is the source of this 803-nucleotide messenger RNA. Its product is annotated as thioredoxin-like protein. Gene Ontology annotation, cellular component: cytoplasm; fungal-type vacuole; Golgi lumen. The transcript has 3 exons. The record is from RefSeq and is a predicted model, not a curated record. Gene Ontology annotation, biological process: cellular response to oxidative stress. Gene Ontology annotation, molecular function: glutathione disulfide oxidoreductase activity. Lineage: Eukaryota; Fungi; Basidiomycota; Agaricomycetes; Agaricales; Physalacriaceae. The coding region runs from base 138 to 803 and encodes 221 amino acids.